GGAGCACAUUUAGAAUGGCAUUGAGGGAUAUUCGUUGCUUGGUUUGAACCCCUCUUUCGCUCAGAAUCAGCUCGUGUUUUGCUCCCCGCACAUCCCCCUUGUUCGACAACAAUCCGUCUUAUUUCUUCCCCUCCCCUUUCAGCUGAGCGUAUCGUUGACCUGAUCGAUUGAACAUCCAUAUCAUAUUUUCCUUUUCUUUUGAAGCAAUAAUCAUGGCGGGCAACGAAGAUCAUAUGGCCUAUGGAGACUAUCCGGGCCAGAAAUCAAGCAGUACUCGAGGUCUGCUCGGGGAUACAUUCAACAAGUUUCGCGAUAAGUACAAUGCUCACACGCAAGGACAACAGCAGCAGCAUCAGCAGCAGCAGCAGUCUCAUUACAACACCCAGGGAGGAUAUCCUAGCCAUCCUCCUCCCCAGGGUUACGGCCAACCUUCUUCCCAAGGGCCACCACCACCACACCAGCAGCCAGGGGGGUAUGCCCCGACCCAAUCUCCGAAUCCUCAAUCCUCUCAAGGCGCGAAGCCGCCGAAAUCCGAUCUCGUCUCCGGGCUCCUCGGCAAGGUUCAAGGUAUCGGGUCCGAUCUGGCACAGAAGCUCGGCUCGAGUAUUGACCCCCAGGCGUACGCUACAUACGGGACGGGUACACAGGCCGGUGAAAAGGCCCGAUAUGGCAGCUUUGCACCGGAGCGGGACCACAAUGACGCAAAGUGGUACGUUGACGGGUGCACGUACAUGUGGGCAGUUUCGAGGGCUUUGGAGACGGCCAAAGAGUCGAUCUGGAUUUUGGACUGGUGGCUGUCUCCUGAGCUGUACCUAAGACGCCCACCUUCAAAGAACGAGCAGUAUCGUGUGGACCGCAUGCUUCAGGCUGCUGCUCAGAGGGGUGUAAAAGUCAACGUUAUUGUGUAUAAGGAGGUGACGCAGGCUCUUUCGUUGUCAUCAUCCCACACAAAACACCAUCUAGAGGACUUGCAUCCCAACAUCGCGGUGUUCCGGCACCCAGACCACCUCCCCGAUAGGCAGACUCUUCACAGCGGAGUGAUAUCUUCUCUCCAGAAUUUAACCCUUAACCCAGCCGGAAUCGCAAAGCUCUCCGGCGACGCCUUGAAAGGAAUCUAUGGAAUGAGCGAUAACGUCAUUCUUUACUGGGCCCACCACGAGAAGCUUUGCAUUGUCGAUGGCAAAGUGGCAUUUAUGGGAGGCUUGGAUCUCUGCUUCGGUCGCUGGGACACAUAUCAUCAUUCAAUCUCCGACGUCCACCCCAACGACAUCAAAGAGACCGUGUUCUCCGGCCAAGAUUAUAACAACGCUCGUAUUCUAGACUUUCAGGAUGUUGUUCAUUGGGAGAAGAACGAGCUAGACAGAAAGACGAGCCCGCGGAUGGGCUGGUCUGACGUUGCUGUCAGCUUGCACGGGCCGGUCGUCGAAGACUUGCGAAAGCAUUUCGUGGACCGCUGGAAUUUUAUUUAUGAUGAAAAGUAUGCUGUCCGAAAGGAUACCAGAUACUCGAAACUGGUACUUUACAAGCGUCCUCUGUCCUCGACCGGUCCCCAGCAGCAUCAGGGUCAUCAUCAAGGGGGCCAGCAGCAGCAGCAGCAACAACAAUUUCAGAGUCAGCCUAUUCCUCCAAGCUAUGGUCAAGGACAAAGCCAGCCUCAUACUGGCACUGGCGCCCAGCCCUACCAACAGCCGGGACAACAGUACCCGCCUCCACCACCUGGUGGUUCACCCCCGCAGCAAACGCAAUCCAGCGGCGGCUACCAGCCGCAGUGGAGCGCGUCGCAGACUCCCUCACACUCUGGUCCAACCCAGACUUCAGGUGCGACCCAGGCCCCUUACUUCCCCCCUCCACCGGGCCAAGGGCCAUCGCACUCCCAGACUCGGGGCAUUUUCGACGGCUCAAGCUCCCAAGAGGAAGGUAGCCGUGGUUUCAGCAGCUUGCGGACCGAUGUUACAAACUUUGGAAACGUCCUCCGCACCCAGUUGGCGGGCCAAGUUCAUCGUUACCAGGAUCGUUAUUUCAGCGGACAGCCAGGCCAAGGCCAGUCCGGAGUGCGUAUGGGAUGCCAGAUCGUCCGCAGCUGCUCCAAGUGGAGCCAUGGCACCCAACAAACCGAGACCUCGAUCGCAGAGGCCUAUUGUACCAUCAUCCGAGAGAGUGAGCACUUUGUCUACAUCGAGAAUCAGUUCUUCAUCACGGCGACCGGUGACUCGCAGGCCCCGGUCAAGAACAAGAUCGGCGCAGCCAUUGUCGAACGUAUCCUGCGUGCAGCAAGGGCGAAGCAGAAGUAUCAUAUCGUUGUCGUGAUCCCCGCCGUCCCCGGCUUCCCUGGUGAUCUUCGUGACGAGGGCAGCUUGGGCACUCGGGCAAUUAUGGAGUUCCAGUACGACUCGAUCAACCGCGGCGGCAACAGCAUCAUGGAGAUGAUCGCCAAAGAGGGCGUCAACCCCAUGGAGUACAUCCGCUUCUACAACUUGAGGAAUUACGAUCGCAUCAACGCUAGUGGCGUGAUGCAGACUGCUGAGAAACAGAGCGGGGUUAGCUACGAAACUGCUCGACACCAGUAUGACGCUGGCGUGACUGGGUCGAAGCCGGCAUUUGACACCACAUCAGCGUAUGGCCAGUACCAGCAAGCCGCUCAGCAGGUGACGCAUGGCAGCUCCGCGUCUGGGCGAUGGAACAGUGUUGCUUCGUGUUAUAUGUUAGGAGGAGAGGAUAUCCGGAACGUGCCUUGGGAACAUAACGAUGCCUUGGCAGAGAUUGAUGCAUUUGUUUCGGAGGAGCUCUACGUCCACUCCAAGGUGUUGAUUGCGGAUGACCGAACGGUGAUCUGUGGAAGUGCAAACAUCAACGAUCGUUCCCAGCUGGGCUCGCACGACUCUGAGAUUGCUGUGAUCAUUCAGGACCCAUCCCCGAUAGAGUCGUCGAUGAACGGCCAGCCGUACCUGGUGAGCCGAUUUGCCUCAACACUUCGACGACAGCUGUGCCGGAAGCACCUCGGCCUCAUUCCUGCACAAGAUUAUCAGCGUCCUGAUGCCAACUUCGAGCCGGUGGGAGUUCCAAACCAGUAUGACCUCGGUUCUCCCGAAGACCGCGUGGUCGCGGACCCCCUAUCGGACACGUUCCAGAGCCUGUGGAACUCUCGGGCCAGACAGAACACGGAGGUGUACCGAAAAGUGUUCCACGCGGUGCCCGACGACACCGUGCGCAACUGGAACGACUAUAAGGAGUUCUACGAGUACUACUUCCGCAAGGAAGAGGUCAAGAAGCAGAAGGAAGGGCAGCCAGAAUGUCAGGGAGGGCCCCCUGCUCCAGGAGAGGGGCUCACCCCUGCACCUCCCGUCAAAUACGAGUGUGGCCACGUUAUCAGGGAUGAAUUCCCCGAGGGGGUGCGGGCGGUUAAGGAGGAGCUGAGCAAGGUGAAGGGGACGUUGGUGGAGAUGCCGCUGAUGUUUUUGAUUGAAGAGGACAUUGCGAAGGAGGGGAUUGGGCUCAACAAGCUCACGGAGGAGAUCUACACAUGAGUAGUUUGCAGCUCAUGAGUGGCUGUCUCCAUCUCUCGGUUAGAAGUUUUGAGUUUCCUUUUUUGGUGCCAAUGCCCACCGUUGAUGCUUUGGGAUGCUGCUGAGACUUCUUUGGCCGACACUAGCUAUACAACCGGGUCUGCGUGGCUGUGGGACGCUGAUUGUGUGUUACAGAGCUGCUUUGACCUUGGAUGUGCAUGGCCUUGUUAUUUGAUGUCAUAUACUUUUUUCCUUUUUC
Molecule: messenger RNA, 3762 nt
Organism: Coccidioides posadasii C735 delta SOWgp
Lineage: Eukaryota; Fungi; Ascomycota; Eurotiomycetes; Onygenales; Onygenaceae
Source: RefSeq, a predicted model, not a curated record